UUGGGAAAUGCAAAAUCAUUCAUAUAUAAAUUGCUAAACCGGUAAAACACUAAACCGGGAUAAAGUAAAAGGUACGUCACUGUAUCUUCCCAUAUUAGCCAACAAACUCACCAGAGAAACAAAACAAAAUCACUUUUAAGAGUUCAGAAUCCCAAACAAUCGAAAAAAACACAAUCUCUCUCUCCCUCUCUCUCUCCUACAAUGAGUGAUCCAAAUCAUAUCCCCGCAUCCACAACCCGACCCGUAGGAGGCACCGAAUACAGCUGGUGCAGAGCCAUCUCAGGCGGCACAGGCAUCGCCGUCAUCUCUCUCUUACUCUCCCGAACCCCAAAACUCGAAAAUCUCCAAAACACCCUCGACAAACUCCAAAAUUACCACCCCACCCUCCGCUCCACCUUCCGUUACGACUCCUCCACCAACUCCUUCUCCCUCGCAACCCCCGCCGACUCCCGCGUCCAAAUCCUCCCCUUCGAUCCAUCCUCAACGGCUCAGAUCAUCCGAGACAGCCACGAUCCCCGCGCCGAGCCGCACAGGAUCAUCUUAGAACACGAGCUUAAUAAAAACACGUGGAUCGAUCCGCACCGUUGGAUCAACGACGAGUGCGGAGUCUUCUUCGUCAGUCUCUACGAUCUUAACGGAGAGGAGAGAGUGCUGUCGUUUCGGUUGAACACGGGAGCGUGCGAUCGGACUUCGGCGGUUACGCUUCUGAGGGAGUUUAUGAGAGAGACGACGGUUGGGGAGAGGGAUGGACACGUGGCGGAGGAGGAGGGGUUGGGUAAGGCGAUUGAGGAGAUGGUUCCGAGUGGGAAAGGGGAUAAACCGUUUUGGGCGCGUGGGAUCGACGUGUUGGGGUAUUCGCUGAACGCGUUUCGGUUUUCGAAUUUGAGUUUUGUUGACGUGGAGGAACCGAACCGGAGAUCGCAGGUUGUGAGGAUGAAACUGGAAAGAGAUCAGACACUUAAACUUGUGGCUGGAUGCAAGGCAAGAGGGAUAAAACUAUGGGCUGCAAUAGCAGCAGCGGCGAUGAUCUCUGCGUACUCUUCUAAGAAGUUAACGCAAGACCAAGGAGAGAAAUACGCAGUGGUGACUCUGUCGGACUGUCGUGCCAUACUUGAACCUCCUCUUACUCCCAAUGACUUUGGUUUCUACCACACAGGGAUACUUCACACACACGACAUAUCAGGAGAUGAAAAGCUCUGGGACUUAGCCAAGAGAUGCUACGACUCCUUCACAUCAGCAAAGAACUCCAACAAGCAUUUCACAGACAUGUCAGAUCUCAAUUUCCUAAUGUGCAAGGCCAUAGAGAACCCUAACCUCACUCCUUCAUCCUCUCUAAGAACCGCUCUCAUCUCCAUAUUCGAAGAUCCAGUGACAGACGAGUAUUCAGAACAAGCAUUGGCCUCUGCUGGGGUUAAGGACUACAUAGGCUGCGCGUCAAUCCACGGUGUUGGACCGUCCAUUGCGGUUUUCGACUCGAUUAGAGAUGGAAAAUUUGACUGUUCGUUUGUGUAUCCGUCGCCGUUGCAUUCGAGAGAGCAGAUGGGUGGUGUGAUUCGACAUAUGAAAGCUAUUCUUUUGGAAGGAUCUGUUUCUUCCUUUUGAUUUGUUUCGAAAACUCUUUGUUAUGUCACGUCCAAAGACAGAGAUAGUCUUCUCUAUUUAAAUAAAUAUUACCCGUUACCACAUUUCAAAAGCAUACCAUUGUUAUCGCUUACGUUUGACCCAUCUUCUUGGUAGUCGCCUCCACAAAUAAUCAUGACUUCUAAUUUGUAAAGACUGUUGUCUAAGUG
Eruca vesicaria subsp. sativa (arugula) is the source of this 1790-nucleotide messenger RNA. Lineage: Eukaryota; Viridiplantae; Streptophyta; Magnoliopsida; Brassicales; Brassicaceae. The record is from the annotation of a GenBank genome assembly.